UGCGCGGCCCGGCUCUAGGCGUCUGCCCUCAUGCUUUCUCUCCCCGUCUCCUUUAUCAAAGCCACGCCGAGUUCAGCGAAGGCCACUACAAUCUGUCUCCACCCAUUCGUAGGACUCAACAACAGCCGUCGCAACCGCUAAUGUGGCGACAACACGUCGAAUUGUUUCUGGUCAACUACUACUUGUCGUUAUCUUCAGUCUGCGCUCUGCAUGUUUGUAGUAGCGUGUUGUUCAGCACCGCCUCUCAUGUUUCCUCCUGAAUCGCCCUGGACCGUCGGACAGAGCGCUGCGAGUUGCGAAGAGCUUCUGCAGUCGUAGCCUUCAGCGGGUCUUCCGUGAUACCGGUCAUUUACGCCACUCGCUACGACGCCAGCGGGGUGCAGCAAGGAGAAUUUUCUUAUUUUCGCAGCAGAGUAGAGCUAUCUGUUCUACAGACGGCGAAGCAAUAUGAGCAGUAUCGAAGGCAUUGAGCCGACUGGUUCCAGCUCGCUACCGGAGCCCGUCGUAGAGGGCCAGUGCGACGACCCAGCACCGCUAAAAAACACCUCUCGCCCGUCAACGGCACCAGAGGAGAGUGCUACGACGACGCCAACGAACCCGCUACCGCCGUGUCCGAGGGCUAUCCGCCUCAAGCUGCGCAUUGACGAGCAAGCUAUCGGACCGCUGUACGGUGAGGUAGUGAGCUUCGACAAGACAACGAAGGUCGGUCACGUUCGUCGUGUUGACACCAACACGAAUGUCUUCGUCCCGCAGAGUGCCAUCCAUAAGAGGCACAUGGCCAUGCUGGCGGUCGGAGAGAAGGUGGCCCUGUGGAUAAAGGGGGACUUCCCCCACCAGCAUGCCGCCAAGGUCACGUCGACAGACUACAGCGAGGUGACGGGACAUGUACUGGAGCAAGACGGUGCAGAGAAGAGCGCUGGCAGUGCCGGCGGAGGCGGCGGAACGGACGACAGCAAAUCCACCGUUGACCUGGUCACCAAGUGGGCAGAUUCAAACCUGGCGUCGCGGCGCGUGCAAUCUCGUCGCCAUGGCAGCAGCAAUGCCGACGGCAGCAGAAAACCCGGCGAUGGGGCCGAUGGGAAUGGUGCAAGCCUGGAUGAGUCCAGCGACGAACCACCAGUGGAGUACGUCAAGGUAGCCGUCAACUACAAACGAAAGUUUGACGAUAAGACCGAGCUGCUUCUCAAUUGGAAGCAGGAGAAUGGCGCGGAGAGCAACGGCGAUUCCCGCCAUCAUCACCAUCACAACGGUAAUGGUGGUGGGCGUAGGAAUGGUCGCCAUGGAAACCACCGUUCUCGUCACCAUGGUAACUAUAAUGGCGGAGAUCACAGACGCGGCGUUCUUGGUGCAGCACAGCGGCAGCAGCAGUCCGGCCACGCACCGCCGUCAGGACAGUGCCCGCUAGGCGUGCUCUCACCGCCGGGCGUAUGUGACGGCAGUGAGGCGUACGUGAUGACAACCCUGUCCAGCUCACUACCCAUGGACAACAACGGCGCUGCUGCUGCAGCAGGUGCGGUCUCCAUGAUACCACCACCACCACCACCACAGCUGCCACCAACACUUCUACCUCCUGCGGCUGUGACAGCAGCAGGACCACAAUUCAUGGCCAAUGGACAGCCGGUGUACGCCGUUCAGAAUGGAAACGGUGAGCUUGUGUACACAUUGUUGCCAGCCGGGGAGGCGCCACAGCAGCCACAGCAGCCACAGCAGCCACAGCAGCAGCAAUCUGUAGUGUUUGUGGAUGCUAACGGUAUGCCAGUGGACUAUGACCAUAACAUGGCAGCAGCAGCAGCGGCGGCGUCCGCAGGUAUGCCCGUCCAGGUUCCAGCAACAGCUGUUGUCGGUGCCUGUGGUACGGAGAGUUCACUUCUCACACAGACAGCAGCAGCGCCGGUCAUGCAGUAUCAACAAGCUGCUACCGUGACCCAAUGCACCCCUGGUGGUGGAUCUGUAGCGUAUGCGUCUCCAAUGCACCCCGGGUCCACAGUUGUACCAACCGGCUACAUGCAAGCGCAUUCAGCCACCUCCGCCGCCAACGGCCAAGCAGCAGCAGCAGCAGCAGCAAUGGCUGCGACGGCAACAGCAGGUCCUGCAGUGUAUGCAGCCAUGUCGCUACAGGACGCAGCAGCUGCUGGUUACAUAGUGCCAGUGGUUGCUCCAGGUACAUCAUCAGCAGCAGCAGCACAGGGUCAGCAGUACAUUGCCUGUCAACAGCAGCAGCAGCAGCAGCAGCAGCAGCCUCACGGCGGCCAAGUACAGCCAGCAGCUGUAGAGUAUUAUACAGCCGCCAUGCCGGUGGAUGUAGUGGAUCAAACUGCUGCCUACCUACCAAUAUCAGCUGCAGGAGCAACGUCAGUGGCACAGCUGCAGCACAGCCAACAUAUAGCUGCGGUACCAAUGCCGAUGUCCGCAGUGCAGCAUUUGCACCAGGCUCAAGUGAUGCCGCAGGCUCAAGCAGCGCAGGCAAUACAUGCACUGCACGCCAUGCCCGCUAUGGUGCUCACUCAACCGGGCAUGUCUCUGCCCCCGCCACCUCCACCACCGGUGCUGCCACAGGCAUUUCCCGGCCCUGUUGCCGCCGGUGCGGGAUACUGCACAGCUGGCAUGGUGCCCGGCCUGCCGUGCCCCAUCUAACAAUACCCAUUCGUCCCUAGAGCGGUGAGUGACCGCUGACGUGAGUCACAGCCACAGGCACUGCUCACACAUCACUGGGGAUGAAUGAAACUUCAGAACGCUCUGAGGUUGUGGACAGCCUCUUGUACAGCAUGCUUGUCGUACUGACAGCACUAGCUGACAAGAUCAACAGUUACCUUUUCCACAACAGCGCACUUGUCACACAAGAGCACUACCUGACGAGACUUGUCACACAACCGCACCCCUACUGACAAGAUCAACGUCCCACUACAGCACCUGUUCGCAACCAAAACGCUACACAGCAGAAGUAGAAAAAAGGAACCGUCUCGCCAUCUGCUAUGAUCCCAUUGGAGUGUGCCUGUGUGCGUGUGUGUGUGUGUGUGUGUGUGUGUGUGUGUGUGUGUGUGUGUGUGUGUGUAUGUGUAUGCAUGUGCGCGUAAGGGUGUGCAUGUUCGCGUACGGGUGUGCAUGUUCGCGUAAGUGUGUGUAUGCGUGUGUGCAUCGCAGAGAGUUUGCAUGGCAAGGCAGUCGUGUGCGGGCAUGAUUUGACCUGUGCUGCCUGUGCGUUCAAACGCGUGCUUGUCUGCACUCGUGUAUGCGCAUGCUUGGGUGUGACGUGUGCUUGCAUGUGUGUGUAUGUGUGUGUGUGUGUGUCCGUGCGUGUGCAUGCAUGCAUGUGCAAGAGGGAGAUAGGAGCAUGUGGGCGCGCAUGUGUGUAGAUAUGUGUAUGCUUGUUUUAAUAGGUUUUUGUGUGUAUGUGUAUGUGUGUGCGUGCAACGCCGUGCAAACCGAAUGACCUGUGCCCAUGUCCGAAGCACCGAUGGAUAUUCAGUGUACAUUAUAUUCUUCUAGUCUUUGUCAUCUCGCUAUCUGACAGGCUCUAUAACCAACACGCGCUUAAUUUGACUUGUUCAGCGAACAUGUAAAUCAGAAUUUAUAUACAAGUUAUUUAUUACUGUGCUAUUACUGUGCUCCUAAAUAUAUUUAUGUUCUUCUACACAGUCUGUGGAAGAUUGUUCUUUUCCGAUGUGUUUGAUUUUUCAUGUAUUUUAGUCUCUGCCUCGACCAUAGUGACUUUGCACGUUGUAAACAA
Sycon ciliatum is the source of this 3727-nucleotide messenger RNA. RefSeq lists its product as uncharacterized. The transcript has 2 exons. The coding region runs from base 448 to 2634 and encodes 728 amino acids. Lineage: Eukaryota; Metazoa; Porifera; Calcarea; Leucosolenida; Sycettidae. The record is from RefSeq and is a predicted model, not a curated record.